Gamsiella multidivaricata is the source of this 1389-nucleotide messenger RNA. RefSeq lists its product as uncharacterized. Gene Ontology annotation, cellular component: BRCA1-A complex; BRISC complex; nuclear body. Gene Ontology annotation, biological process: double-strand break repair; mitotic G2 DNA damage checkpoint signaling; positive regulation of DNA repair. The transcript has 8 exons. NCBI's taxonomy places the organism in Eukaryota, Fungi, Mortierellomycota, Mortierellomycetes, Mortierellales, Mortierellaceae. The record is from RefSeq and is a predicted model, not a curated record. The coding region runs from base 31 to 1176 and encodes 381 amino acids.
CUCAUUCAUUCACAAUUUGACUUUAGCAGGAUGGAAUCGCCCGUACUCUCCCAGCACGAUGACCUUGACGGUGUCGAGCGGAAGAAGGAGAAAGUCCUUCCAAAGAUUCAGCGAGAAAAAAUAAUAUUCUGUAUCGACCUGGAUCUUUCUAUGGACGAAUGCUUCAUGGUGGGCGACAAGAUGAACGACACAAGGAUCAACAGAACAAAGCAGCUUUUGAAGUGGUUCAUCGAGCAAAAGACGAGCUGGAAUUCUGGACACGAGUUUGCAGUCAUGAUACUGGGCGAGAGGGCAGUUUGGCACAUGGACUUCACUUCGGACACGAUGCUGCUAUCUCACGUCAUCGAUGAGCUCUAUACAAUGGGGAAGUUUACUGCGUUCAAUUCCACCAGCUUAUUCAAAGAAAUAUUAGAGCACGCAAAUCUGGAUGAAGACGAUGGAUCUAUCAUUCGUGCUAUUAUGAUCUAUACACGCUCAGACGUGUUGCCAAGUAUGCCGGACCGCGAGGUCCUGGACGUGCUAUACUCGAGUCGAAGGUUCUAUUACGAUUGCAUCUACAUUCACCUUAAGGCUGCAGAGGUUCCCGGGCCGAUCAAACCUCAGCAUGUGUACGAUAGGUUGACAGAAAUGGAGGACCAACGAUCACCUGGAUACUAUUACGAACUCACUCGACUCUUGAAAAAGUUCGCCACAGCAAUGGGAGAGCUCUUGGCGCACCCCCGUGUGCGGCCAAUACAGGAUGAUCUGAUGUCGAAAAUGCCCCCACCGCCAAGUGUGAAGCGACUGGAAGAUAUGGCACUAAAACAGCAACUACAGCAGGAACAGCCACGCAACUACCCUCAGCAGACGCCUUCAGCUCCCGUCAGAACAACUAUUCCAGUGGCACACAAGAGCCCUGAGAAAACUGCAGGUGUUUCCAGUCAAAAGUCGGGCGGCGUUUUUGGAAACCCCAGCUCAGAUCCAUCUUCAUCAUCGACUCUUGUAGCGCCCAGCUCUGUUUCUUCGCCUUUUAUGUCGGCAGCGGAGCGAGAACGAUCAAACCCAUCAUCGCGUGUAAAGGCUGAUAUGCCCCAUGCGGGUUCUACAUCGGGUCCAGGGUCACCCACGGGCUCUGGGGUGGGAUCAGCGACAGCAUCUGGGAGCGGAACAGGCAUGGACGAUGCGAUUUUAAUCUGAAGCAGAACGGCAGCUGGAGCUCCACAUAGGUCGUUGGUGAGAAUAAAGGUUCCAUUGAUUGUGAUGUGUUGCAUGCUGAAUGGCACAGUACCAAGAGCGUGCGAAGAAGCAAAACGUCUUACUAUAUCAUGCUGUAAAGAGGAACGUCGGGCGGUGAACUUUAGUAUUCGAGUCAGUGCUGCGCAUGAUGGGGUAAACUUUUUGAUUCGCUGC